UGUAUUAACCACUAUAAAAUAUUUAGUUUUUCGGUAAAUGGUUAAUAUACUGAAACUUAUAAUUUUUAUUGUUGUUUUAAAAUUUAUAACCAUAUUUUAUAUUUGUAUUUAUGUAUUCUAAACUCUCUUACAUCGUAAAUAGGCGUCGUUCUAUUUUUUAUCUAUUAAUUUAGUAAACCUUCAUAUGUUCCCUAAAUAAGUGGACAAACCACAAUAGAAUCCUUAUUUUAGAGAAACGGAGACAAAAAAAAUUCCAAACCUCUUUGACCAUCAUCAUAUGUUAGUUCAUGAUACAACUAUGCAUUAAAUAGUAUUAUCAUAUUUUUUGAAAUUUUAUCACAAUCUAUGUGUUAAUCUCUACAAUUAAUAUUUAGUUUUUCAGUAAUGGUUAAUGUACUGAAGCAUAUAAUUUUUAGUGUUGUUUUAAAAUUUAUAUCCAAAUUAUAUAUAUAUGUAUAUUUUAAACUCUCUUACAUGCUAAACUUCAAAUUUUUGUCGGCAUUAUGAGUUACACAUAAAAUAGAUUGUUUGACUUUCAAGUUCAAUGAUUACACUAUAUACAAAACCCAAAAUAAAUCCACUAUAACUGAAGUGGGUCUAUCUCCAAUUCGAUAUAUUAUUUAUUAGACAUAUUAGUUAUGUUCGGAUUCGUAUUUCUUGAUUGAACAUUAACAGUUGUUUAUCAACGAAUGUGGUCAUUGUUAGUAGUGCUUAUGAGUUAUGAACCAGAUCAUUCACUGAUAAUUUACAAAAAAACUAGACUCCGUUUUUAUUUUUCUUUCCGUAACGUUGUAAACGAAUAAGAUUCAGGUUUCCAAACUUUAAGUUGGGCCUAUUAAUCUUUGACUCGGUUAGGCCAUAAUUUAUUGGGCCUAUAAUGGGCUCAUAAGGGAGUGUUCUGUUUUCUUAACGCUCUUACUGGAUAGAGGUUAGUAGUGUUAAACAUUUCAAAAGUCUUUGAUUACAGAAUCUUAAUGUGUGUUAUUAUUAGACAAUAGACACUAGUAUUAUAGACCAAAAAACACAAUUGACUUUAAGAAAACUAUAUUGUUACUUGUGAGGAGCAGCCACGAUGGACCGAAUGUACAUGAACGUGCAUUGCAUGAGCUUAAUUAUAUGCAUAAUACAUUAAUCAAAAUUAUAAACCAUUGUUUUGAUCUAAAAAGUACUCCAUUCCAGAAGGCUGCUAAGACAAAAAGUUAGUCCAUACUAAUCUUUGUACGUGUCGAUGACUCAAUCUCCACGUGGCAAUAUCGCAGAAGCUCUCUCGAGAGAGACAAAACAAAACCCUACGAAGGCUCUUUGUCUGAAUAUAAUCCCCCGUCUCUAGUUCUUCAUCCUCCGUCCAUCUCUACCGCCGCUUCCUCCUCCUUAUCGGAAUCUCUAUCGUCAUUAUGCUCAUAAGCCUCUCUAUCGCUUCACAUCUCCGUCCAACGAUUCUCUCUAUCGCUUCACAUCUCCGUCAACGCUUCACUUUGUUCUGAGAAUUGAGUUCCGAUUUUAUAAUUUGACGUUAGGUGAAUUUUGUUACUGUGAGAUGGCUGCUUUGAAAGGUUACGGCUUGUGUUCUAUGGACUCUGCUCUACACUUCCCCUGUCCUAAGCCAUUCCAGGCCUACAAGAGAAAGAGCUCGAAAUGGAUCUCUCCAAUAGCAGCUGUGGUACCAAACUUCCACCUCCCUAUGCGCAGCUUAGAGGUCAAAAACAGGACCAAUACAGAUGACAUAAAAGCCCUACGACUCAUCACAGCCAUCAAAACGCCUUACCUCCCCGACGGGAGAUUCGACCUCGAAGCCUACGACGACCUCAUCAACAUCCAAAUCCAAAACGGCGCUCAAGGCGUCAUCGUCGGCGGCACGACCGGCGAAGGACAGCUCAUGAGCUGGGACGAGCACAUCAUGCUCAUAGGCCACACCGUCAACUGCUUCGGCGCAAGCAUCAAAGUCAUCGGCAACACGGGAAGCAACUCCACCAGAGAAGCCAUCCACGCCACCGAGCAAGGCUUCGCCGUCGGGAUGCACGCCGCCCUCCACAUCAACCCUUACUACGGCAAAACAUCUAUAGACGGAAUGAUAUCACAUUUUCAGUCGGUUCUCCACAUGGGACCCACGAUUAUCUACAACGUCCCCGGUCGAACCGGGCAGGACAUACCGCCACGUGUCGUUUUCGAGCUUUCUAGGAGUGCUAGUUUAGCUGGCGUGAAGGAGUGCGUUGGGAACGAGAGGGUCCAGGAGUAUACGGAGAAUGGGGUUUCUGUGUGGAGCGGGAACGAUGACGAGUGUCAUGACUCGAGGUGGGACUAUGGAGCGACGGGGGUUAUAUCGGUUACGAGUAACUUGGUUCCUGGUUUGAUGAGGAAGCUGAUGUUUGAAGGGAAGGACUCGGAGUUGAACGAGAAGCUGAGGCCGUUGAUGGGGUGGCUGUUCCGGGAGCCGAACCCGAUUGGGCUCAACACUGCUUUGGCCCAGCUCGGUGUGGCGAGGCCCGUUUUUAGGUUGCCGUAUGUUCCGUUGCCUUUGGCUAAGAGGGUUGAGUUUGUGAGGAUGGUGGAGGAGAUUGGGAGGGAGCAUUUUGUUGGUGAGAGGGAUGUUCAGGCUCUUGAUGAUGAUGACUUUAUCCUUAUUGGUCGAUAUUAAGCAUAUUAUACUAGUACUUUCUUGAAUCUUUUGGUUGUUUUGUUUGGUAUUUAAUGAAGAAGGAAGAGAUGGUUUUAUACUUUUUGGUUUAUGUAGCUGAUGAAUGAAACUCAUUUGAAUGAUUUCAUCAUAUGUUCUGGUCUCUGUUUGUUAUGAACUUAUGAUAUAUUCUCUCUGUUCUUAAAAGAUCUAUGUUAUAGUU
Brassica rapa (field mustard) is the source of this 2837-nucleotide messenger RNA. RefSeq names its product 4-hydroxy-tetrahydrodipicolinate synthase 2, chloroplastic. The record is from RefSeq and is a predicted model, not a curated record. NCBI's taxonomy places the organism in Eukaryota, Viridiplantae, Streptophyta, Magnoliopsida, Brassicales, Brassicaceae. Gene Ontology annotation, molecular function: 4-hydroxy-tetrahydrodipicolinate synthase activity.